Molecule: messenger RNA, 1589 nt
Organism: Capsicum annuum
Lineage: Eukaryota; Viridiplantae; Streptophyta; Magnoliopsida; Solanales; Solanaceae
Product: disease resistance protein RPV1-like
Exons: 3
Molecular function (GO): protein binding
Source: RefSeq, a predicted model, not a curated record
AUGGGUCAGCAAGCAGCGCGCAAUGUUGACCAGGACAGGCCAUGGAAUCACAGUAGACUAUGGCAUGAACAAGAUAUAAAAACUGUUUUUUCCGCAAAUCAGAGGACAGAGUCUAUUAAAGGCAUAAUGGUGCCAGUUGGCUCAGACCGUCAUAUAUGCAAGUGGAGCAAAGCUUUCAAAAACCUACCUUGUCUUAGGUUACUCAUUGUCAAAGGGGAGGAGGUCCGACAUCAUGACCCUAUUUGUGACCCUAUUAAGUAUCUCCCCAGUAACUUAAAAUGGCUUGACUGGUCAUACUACAGUUUUGCAUCUUUACCAGCAAAUUUUGAACCAGGAAACCUUGUUGGGCUCAACAUGACUUUUAGUUCUCUUGUGGAAAUCUUCAAGGAACCAAAGGCAUUUGACAAGUUGUCGAUCCUCAAUCUAAGUUUUUCACGAAGUUUAAUCCGAACACCCAAUUUUUGUGAGACUCCAAACCUGCAGAAGAUUAUACUGAAAAGUUGUGUGCGCUUGGUUGAAAUUCAUCCAUCCAUUGGAAAUCUGAAAAAACUCAUCUUUUUGAAUAUGGAGAACUGCAAUAAUCUCAAGUAUUUACCAAGCAGUAUUCAAAUGGAAUCUCUUGAAGACUUCAACCUCUCGGGUUGUGAGAAAUUAGAAAAUUUUCCAGAAAUUCAGGGGAAUAUGGAAUUGCUAUCGGAGCUCCUUCUGGCACGUACUGCAAUUUGGCAAUUUCCCUCAUCAAUAGGACAGCUUAGUGGUAUCAGCUUGCUUGAUUUGCGUUCAUGUGAAAACCUUGUAAUACUCCCUGCCAGUGUCUCUGAGAUGAGAAAACUGAAAAUUUUGAUUCUGAAAGGCUGCUCAAGACUUGCAAUGUUUCCUGAAAAUCUCGGUGAUCUAAACCAGUUGGAGGAGCUUUAUGCUGGUAAUACUGCCAUUUGGAAACUACCAGAUUCUAUUGGAAACUUAAGCAAACUCAAGAUCCUAUCAUUAAGAAAAGGGCGGAAGGUAAAGCGGCAGCCUGCUCGCAGUUUGAUAUUACCCUGUGUGUUUCAUGGUUUGAGGGAGUUGAAGAGCUUAGAUCUCAGUGGAUGUAAUUUAUGUGAUAACCACGUUGCUGCUCUUAAGAACGUAACUUCUUUAUUCGAACUGAAUCUUAGCAGAAAUAAGUUUAUUUAUUUACCUGAUAUCUUCAGUCAACUUUGUCACCUUCGCUAUCUCAAUAUAACACACUGUCAGAAACUUAAGGAACUCCCCAAACUUCCUCCAAGUAUAGAGGAAUUAUAUGUGGAAGAUUUUUUGGCAAAAGAAUGUAUUGCAAAGCUACGAAUGUAUCCGAGGUUGAAUUUGGUCUCAUUCACCAAUUAUAGUUUUGAUCAACAAUCUUAUACAGAGGAGAGCAAUGGUAGCUCUUUUUUGGAUGAGAUUCUCAGUUUGCUUCUAUCAAACAAUAUGGAUGAUGUGAUCCGCCCCUCUCUUAACUCUGAACAUAGAGUGACUUGUUCCGUUGUCUUUCCUGAACGUGCAAUUCCCAUGUGGUUUAAGCAUCAGAUUGUUGAUGAAAAGAUCUUGUUCAAACUUCCCAUUAAUUG